AUGGCUCAAUCGAAGCAAAGUGAUUUCAGUAUUGAACAUAUUCUUACAAAAGCGGGUGAAAAGUACAAUAAGCGACAAAAUGAAAAUGCAGAAGUACCUCAUUCAUGUUCAUCCAAUAAUUCGCAAAGCUAUAGUGAUAGUGAAGACUCUUCAAUAUCAGAAGAAGGUGAAAUCGUAGUGGACGGCUUCCAUCAGGCCGAAACGGUGAACUCUGCAAAUUAUCUACAGAACUGCAUGCCAAGUUUUGAUUGGUUGUAUUACACUCGAUACCGACCUCCCAAAUUACCACGUUUGCAAAAACCAGGUCCCAUAAAGCGUACUCCCGGAAGACUACCACGUGUACCCUUUACUCCAUCUCAGUUAACUGCCUUAGAAGAGGCAUACAAAGUGUCAACAUAUCUAAGCUCGGAAGAAGCAAACCAGCUGGCGUACAGCUUAGAAUUGACGAACACACGCGUAAAAAUCUGGUUUCAAAAUCGCCGUGCACGAGACCGACGUGAAAAGCGAGAAAACACACUUGGAACUGCUGAAUAUACUUCCAAUCCCCUUGGUUUCAGCAGCUUAGCCACUAUACGGCCGCUUGGCCAAUUUACAUGUAUGCGCCCAUCGCUGCAAACACCAGCAGAAGAACACCCGACGACUGAAACGAAGAGUUCAAAAGAUAAUCCAUUUUGA
Molecule: messenger RNA, 675 nt
Organism: Sabethes cyaneus
Lineage: Eukaryota; Metazoa; Arthropoda; Insecta; Diptera; Culicidae
Product: homeobox expressed in ES cells 1-B
Exons: 2
Coding region: 1-675 (224 amino acids)
Biological process (GO): regulation of transcription by RNA polymerase II; embryonic morphogenesis
Cellular component (GO): nucleus
Molecular function (GO): DNA-binding transcription factor activity, RNA polymerase II-specific; RNA polymerase II transcription regulatory region sequence-specific DNA binding
Source: RefSeq, a predicted model, not a curated record